GGUAUUAGCAGGUUUACUUAUGUCAAAGUAGACUCCACACACAGCAGACACAUUAGAGUACUCACCUGAUUACUCUUUACAGAAACCUGCUUGUGAGCUAUUCAGACACAUCAAAUAUUAAAAGCCUGGAGUUUCCGUUUCACAUACAGAGAGGGAGGGGAGACGGCAGAGAAGUGGACAGACAGGAGGACAAACAGGAGCAGUGGAAGAGAGGGAAAAGUAAAAGAACGGUGGAAUUAAGAGGAAAUAACACAUCAGGCACCCUGGGAGGGGGACACAUGAGCAGGGAUGGAGGAAGAAAGGGAGGAACAGGCAGAGAGCACCCAGAAUGGGACAACUUCUACCCAGGUUGACACACCGACUCAGAGCUGGAGUGAGGAGAACAGAGAGCCCCAAAACUUCCAGGAACCGGAGGACAACGACCAGGCCGAGAGUGCAGCCUGUGAUGGAGAGUUAGUGCCCAGUCAGGACGGGGGGGAGGAUCUAUGUAUCAGUGACGCGGAGACCUUACCACAGGAGACUCUCAUAGCCACAAACACACAGGACGAUGCUGACUGCCACCCAUUGUCCCCCCUGCCAACAGAGGAAGAGUUGACCCCCCCUUCAGUGUCAUCUCAUCCCUCCAACAGAACACAGAAUCGCCCAUUUGAACCCUGCUGGUAUUGCCUGAGAUCUCUUGACUCAGAGUAUCGUCCUGAAACUCCUGAACAGGAAGACUCGGCUCCUUUGUCACCGUCGCCCUCUAGUGGCAAGAAAGUGAGCUAUCAGACAGACCCUCGACCUCACUUUGGCGUAGCUUGUUCCUCCCACUCCACAUGCCACCCCCUGUGGGGCAGUGAGGGUCCCGCCUGGGGACAAAGGAACCAGGAAGUGCCUGAUCAGACACACACCUGCCCCCAUUGCCAUCUGGGCCUGCCCCCUGACACACUGCGCUGGCAUGAGGCAAAGUGUCUCCUGUUUGAAGAGCAGAGGGACUCAAAGAAAUAAAUGGAGUCAUCAUCAGAGAAAAUGUUGCUUUUACUUAAAACAAAGCUGUUUACUCUCUGUAUAAAUGCUCUCAGGAAAUACUAAAAAAUCAUUGUUAUGUGCAAUACCUGCCUCAUCUUGUAAACAACUCUCUGUUUACACCUAAGUUUAGCCAAGUUGUUUCCUCAUUUCAUUUUGAGUUCAUCUUUAAUUUCUGUGAUAUUUUUAAUAUUGUGUUGCAAAUACACUGUGUGGACAAAAUCAGUCUGAUUGAUGUAUGCCUCUCUUUGCAAAAAACAGAGAACAGAGAGAGAGAGGAACAUAAUAAAACA
Etheostoma spectabile (orangethroat darter) is the source of this 1298-nucleotide messenger RNA. RefSeq lists its product as uncharacterized. Lineage: Eukaryota; Metazoa; Chordata; Actinopteri; Perciformes; Percidae. The record is from RefSeq and is a predicted model, not a curated record. The transcript has 6 exons. The coding region runs from base 289 to 987 and encodes 232 amino acids.